GCGUAGGCCUGGGCCGCGCCGGGGAGGCCGUGCCCGCUGCGGGAGGGGAGUCGUCCAUUAAUAGGGCUGGGGACUGCAGCGGGGGCGCUGCCGCCGGGGGAGCCCAGCCCGGCAGCAGGCGGAGAUGGCGGUGGCGGGAGCAGCUGCGGGGCCGCAGCGGCAGCUGGAUAACGGUUCCUUGGAGAUAACGCAGAGCACAGAAGAUGAUCCUCUGCUCGAUGCACCACUUCUUCCACCUCAUGCAUUACAUUCCCAACUGAGACCGAGAUUCCAUGCUAUUCCUACAGUCUUGAUUGCCAACUUUCUGUUGCUUAUAAAUGUUGCUUUUGUUGUCUUAGUAUUUUUAGCAGGUAUAUAUUGUUCUUAUGUAAACCCAAAUGAGGACGAAUGCCCCGGAAACUACACCAACCCACUUAAGGUGCAAAGUGUCAUAAUCAUUGCAAAGGUAAUUCUGUGGAUUCUGCAUGUUGUCUUUGAACGAUAUCUUCAGCAUCAGCACAGUAAAGUCAGAUGCAGAGGAUACCUCGUGAUCUACCGAUCAACAAGACAUCUUAAAAGACUGCCACUCCUUAUACAUUCUACAGGAAAUGCAGCCCUGCUUCUGAUACUGUCAGCUCAGCAUUCCUUUCCUAACUACAGUAAAAAGUAUCUCUACCUUAUCCUUGGAGUCUUGUGUCUGGAGCUGAUUUCUUCUUUGACGUGCAUAGUCGUUUACACAGUGAAAAUAAGCAAUUUCAACAAGGCAAGGCCAAGGCCUGAUAUAAUUGAAGAAGAAAAGAUGUAUGCUUACCCCAGUCACAUUACUUCGGAGAUUGGAUUCAGGGAAAGCUCAGGUUUGGAAGAAAUAGUUGAAAAGCAAGGAGAUGUGAUAGACUAUCUCCAGCGACACAAUGCGCUGCUCAGCAAGAAACUACUAGCACUAACAUCACAGCAAAUCAGAGGUUAGAAAUAUCCAGGAAGCUGCUGCUGCAUUUCAAGAGGAAUCCAAAGCAAUGUAAUUUGAUUUGGAGGACAUACAACUCCACUUGAUUACUGUCUCUAAUGGAAGUAGUAUAGCUCUCAAGUUGGAAGUAUGCAUUCAUAUUAGAAAUGUAAAAUCUGCAGCUGGAGAUACUGACUAGUCUGAACAGACACUUUCUUUGAGGACAUUAACUUUUGCUGGGCUGAAGUUGGACCUGAGCUCCCUGACUAAACUUUGUUUUUAUGUUGUUCAAUUGAGAUUUUUUGCACAGCUGUAACAAACUCCAAACUACCGAAGUCUUCUGUGCUUCUAAAACCCAAAUGUUUGUUUUCCAGAAUGAAACGUUGCAAGGUAUGGACCCUCCUGACUUUCUGGGUUUCUUAUUGUAGAGGUUAAGAUGAAAUCAAAUAUUGUAACAUGCUAUAACUGUGCUCCGCGUCUACCAUGUUGAGUUUUUAAAGGCUAUUUGUUUCAGUAUUCCCUAAACACAUGUUUACAGUUGGAGUGGAAGAGUCUAUAGAGUAAAUUGAAGAGACUCCAUUUCUGGAUCAGUGUCUUUUGCUGUUGUGGUGGGUUUUUUUGUUUAGUUUUUUUUCCCUUUGACUUAAAAAGGGUGACUACACAAAUGGGGAAAUGAAGCAAAGAUGAAGAAUCAGGUGUCUGGUCUAAAACACAUCCAGGUCUCUCCUUUGUAUGCAGGAAAAGCAGGAUUUCACUUCUCUAAGCAUAGUAUGAAAAACUAGACUUGCAGACACUUGAUCAAAUUGAUGGCUGAUCAAGCAUCUAAACAGAAUUUCAGUGUAAAAUGUCUAAAUCCGAUUUUUAGAGCUGUCCUAAGUAUUUGUGGCUUUUUUGCUGAACUUUUUCCAAAAACUAUAAAUAGGAACUGUUCUACAUACCAAAAAGCAUCAGCAUUAAAUAUUUAUAUUUGGAGAGAGCUUUUUUGUAAACUACUCUUUAAAAUUGUUGUGUUGACACUUUAGUUCAAUACAUGAGAAUUUACAGUGGUGGUUUUUUUCUUCCCCUUAAGAUGGUGCACUGUUAAGUUAGAGUCUGUAAAAGGUGCUACUGUUGCAGUUGCAAUGAUAGCGGCUUAUACAGUUUGACGACCUUUCUCUAAAGUGUUGUCAUUUUGACUCUGAAGCCAAUGGGGUCAUACCAUGAAUGGGAAUUGGAUUAGAAUUUUCAUUACUCAAAAUGUCUGUAAACAUCCACCUCUAUGUACUUGGAGUGGAUUCUCUAGAGAAGCUGGUCCUUAAGCCUGAACACCUGCCUGCUCAGGUGACAGUGGAGCAUACCCAGACCACUCCCUGAAACUUGCAUUAAAAGCCAGAGAACCAUUCUCUUCUGAGUUUCUGCCACCUUUGUUUUCCAAACCUUACCCUACCCAUUGUGUAUCCUACUCGAUAUUUCAUGGGGAGACAGGCUAAGUAGGAAGAAUCUCAGUAUAAUGCUGGGAGUGGUGGUCAUCUCAGAACACCAAAGGAAAAUUUACCCCAUCCUGUCUUGGUUCUGGGACACAACUAGGUGUCCAAUUCUAUUGUAAUCACUCGGAGUAAUGAAUAACAUACAGUUCUUGUAGUUGAGGGACAACAGGAAAAUUGGAGACUUGCUGCUAUCUAACAUUAUUCUUUUCUCCCUAGCUGUAUUUUUUUAAAAUACAGCUGAUUUUAUACUGGAUAUUUGAGGGAUAUGUGAAUCUUUGUUUUUAGAACACUCGGGUUUUGAUGUAACUGCAUGUAACCAUUUGUACAUAUAUCUGUCUGAAAAGCUGAGAAUGUGACUGAAGUUCAUGCACAAUAAAUGCAACUAAGGAAAA
This is a messenger RNA of Chelonia mydas (Green sea turtle), 2780 nucleotides long. RefSeq names its product transmembrane protein 192 (gene TMEM192). NCBI's taxonomy places the organism in Eukaryota, Metazoa, Chordata, Testudines, Cheloniidae. The transcript is spliced from 6 exons. The record is from RefSeq and is a predicted model, not a curated record. Gene Ontology annotation, cellular component: lysosomal membrane; late endosome. The coding region runs from base 125 to 946 and encodes 273 amino acids.